This is a messenger RNA of Camellia sinensis, 474 nucleotides long. The record is from RefSeq and is a predicted model, not a curated record. NCBI's taxonomy places the organism in Eukaryota, Viridiplantae, Streptophyta, Magnoliopsida, Ericales, Theaceae.
CGGCACAGUUGUCACUCUUUCACUCUCUCGUAUUCCUUCUUUUUUCCUCUCUUCUUCAGCAACACCUCUGGUUGUGGCUCCAUGGAUGUUAUCAGUUCGUUGCAGAGACAGUUCGUUAAUUACACAACUUCCCUUUAUUGCGAGGGUUUCUUGGAUGAUCAGUUUACGCAGCUUUAGAAACUGUAAGAUAAGAGUAACCCAGAGUUUGUUGUUGAAACAGUAUCACUGUUCUUUCAAGAUUUUGAGAAGUUUCUCAACAAUUUGACCUCUUCUCUGUGAGAAUCUUUUGUCUAUUUUGUCUUUCUUGUAUUUUUAAUGUAUAGGAAUUGAAUAUGGAGACCUAGGAUUAAUGGGUUGUUUUUGGAUAUACAAACAACAACGGAUUGUAGAUUAUAAACAGGUGGAUGCCCAUGUCCACCAGUUCAAGGGUAGUACCGGUGUUUAUUCAUGUAUUUCGUUGAAUCUGUAAAUCUU